This is a messenger RNA of Drosophila elegans, 264 nucleotides long. RefSeq lists its product as uncharacterized. The record is from RefSeq and is a predicted model, not a curated record. NCBI's taxonomy places the organism in Eukaryota, Metazoa, Arthropoda, Insecta, Diptera, Drosophilidae.
AUGAGUAAGCAGGUAGGGUGCUUUCCAGGUGUGUGUGUGUGUGUGUGCCAACGCAACGAACCUUCCACCUCUCCUACAACUUCAACUAAUUGCCUCUACUACGGAAAACGGAAAACACAAUGCCGGUGCUUUAUCACGCUUAUCAGCAAACAACCUCAACCACCUGUAGCAAUGGCUAAAUUUCCCCGACUUCCCGGCGAUGGCGUAAUUGUUUUGAUAAUGCAAACAAUGAGCGCUUGUCCAUUUUUAGCCGGGCGACAUUGA